Molecule: messenger RNA, 188 nt
Organism: Pelobates cultripes (western spadefoot toad)
Lineage: Eukaryota; Metazoa; Chordata; Amphibia; Anura; Pelobatidae
Source: the annotation of a GenBank genome assembly
UUUCUCUACUCCCCUUGCUUCACCUGGGGUAUUCGUGCAUACUCUCCGGGCAAGAUUCAAAAUUCACCUGUGGCCAUGCGUGCCGACCGUCUGGACACUUUCUCAGCCAGAGGUCUGGCUGCUACCCAGUACAACUGUCAUCUUAUAAAGUUCCUGAACACGGUCACCCAUGAGUACGGCAAUUGGAG